This is a messenger RNA of Corythoichthys intestinalis (scribbled pipefish), 5066 nucleotides long. RefSeq names its product KIAA0947-like (H. sapiens) (gene ice1). The record is from RefSeq and is a predicted model, not a curated record. Lineage: Eukaryota; Metazoa; Chordata; Actinopteri; Syngnathiformes; Syngnathidae. Bases 153 to 4628 code for a protein of 1491 amino acids. The transcript has 21 exons.
UGAUUUGGGUCCUUGACAACGUGGAAGACGCGAAAGAUGUGUUUGUUUUGAACUUGUGUGAAUAUUCCCAAUCACAGAACAUGGUCGCCACUCUGUUUAGAGUCAGCUUGUAAUAUAGCUCUUCUUUUUGUUGUGUUUGUUCUUUAUAUACCAUGAUGCCCGGGGACACCCAGCCUAAAACUGUGGCAAUAGCCUCAGACGCGACGCCUGUGAACUGUCAAAAUUGCUCUGUUUUACACCAGAGUUUAACGGAGUAUAUAUCAUCAUUUUUGACGCUGAAACAAAAAAUUGCAGUCUCUGAUGACACUAUCACUCUGCGACAACAGUACAAUGACCUUCAGCGCCAAUUUGUCAUUUUGGAGAAAAGAACAGAGGAUUAUGAGUCCGUGCAAACAGAGUUGGAAGAAAAAAAGAAGAUUCUUUUGGACUAUGAUCAGUUGUCUAAAGAGGUUGAAAAGUUGAAGCAAGAAAACAGUAUUACACUGGCUGAGAAUGGGAAGCUUGAUACCCAACUCACAGGCAUUGAAGAACUAAUGGACUCUAAGUCACUUGAGAAUGCACAGCUAAAACAAGAAAAGGCCGUUUUGGAAAAUGAUUUGCUGAACGUAAAAAUAUCGUUGAAGAAACUAAUGGAAUCGCAGUCACUUGAGAACGCACAGCUAAAGCAAGAAAAGGCCAUUUUGGAAAAUGAUUUGCAGAAUGUAAAAAUAUCCUUGAAGAAAUCUGAAGAAAAUGCAGAAAAAGUUGAAAAAUUGACAGCGGAUCAAGACAGAUUAACAAACAUAAAAGAAAAGCUUGCCAAUAGAGUUACGCAGCUCGAAGAAUCGGUUUCCCAAAGGAAUGAUCAAAUAUCACUGCUGAAUAGGGAAAAGAUGCUGCUGGAGAGAACCAUUUUUGACUUUCAGGGAAGAUUGAUAAAACUUGAAAGAGAAAGAAACAAAGAAUACAGGAGUGUAUCAACUCAGGCACGAUCAUUGCCAGAACAUAAAGUUGAUAAAGAAAAGGUUCGAAUUCUUCUCGAGGAUAUUUGGGCUUGUGUGGAACCGCAACACCAGCAGUCAUCCAAUUUGUUGCAUUUAUGUGUGCCCACCUCCUCACAGAGCAAAUGUCAGCACAAUGAAAGCCUGACUCCUUUCCAUGGUUUUAGUGAUAUCCAAAGACCCCCCACACAGAAGAAAUCCACUUACACUCAGUUGAAAAUGUAUCCACGUGCGAAGAAACGAAAACUAUCUCCGCUAACAAAGAAAACAAAUUCCAAACUACAAACAUUUUCAACAAACAAUCAAGUCAAACCAAAGGAGCCUUGUGAUACCCCUGAUCCUGCCGAGAUAUUGGAAUGGUUCAAACCUCUUCCUCCUUGCCUGUCACCAUUGCUGGAAUCUGAGAACGGAUCAGAGUCCAUGGAGACAGAAACAGAAGAUGUCACACAUCAUAAUGAACAGGAUUUUCCAGGCACAGUGACCAAGUCCCUUUCUCCAAAAUCUCUUUCAACAGCCCCAGAGGAAAGUGUAGAUUUUUCUAAUGGCACAACACAUGAAAUUGAAUGUAACUCCAGUAAACAUGAUUCAAGGGUCACCAUAGAGCUGGAGGGCCCCAGCAUGAAUAAUGAGGAAAUUCAGUAUGGAAAAAAUACCGUGGAGCAGUUAGUAUCAAUUUCUACAUCAGAUACUGCUGUUUCAGUUGAGGAUGCUCCAACAGGCACUACGGAACUGGAGAUAUGCGCUGCAGAACCUGCCACUAGUUCUGCUUCAAAUAGUGUACAAGUAACAGACAACGGUAACCCAAGAUAUUUACAGGAACAAGCUAAAGGAAAACUAAUCGAAGAUGAGUGUGCUAUUUCAGAGAACGAUGGCAACAAAAUAUCUUGCCGCAAAACCCAAGACACUCUUUGUGGGGAAUCUCCUAAAACAAAAACUAUCAUGAAUGAAGUAUUUGAUACUUUUUCAACUUGUAACAACUCUGUAAAGGACACGGACAAUUUAUAUAAGGAAGAAAAGCCUGAACAGAAAAAUGAGGAUCACAACUCGUGUCAUUUAAUGCAGGAAACUCAAAAUGUGGCCGCCUUUAAUCCACAAGAAAAUGCAGAGCAUGAAAAAAAAGACUCAGAAACGCAAGAUGACCUGCACACAGCAGGCUGUGAAAUUAAUUGUAGCACCAUCAAUAAAGAAAGUGAAGAUCUGAAUGAAAAUAAGGGAGUCUGUCUCAUAGACAAACCACAGCAAGAAGCCCAAGAAACUAGAAGAGGUGAAACUAUACCUCCUCCAUCAGUUGCAAGCAGCAUACCCCCUGUUCCAAACAUUGAUAUUGCUGAUGAAACCAUUGCCAACAAUAUACCUUUUGUUGCAGAAGCUCCACUGACCAAUCUUCAGAACUCCACAUUGACAAAAGAGAAAUCAUUUUCUGACUCAGCUGUCAAAUGUAAACCAAAAGAAAAUAUACAUCUGCUGUGCAGUCAUUUGAGUCGUUCUUCAUUAUUACCCAGUGUAAACACACAUGUAACGGAAAAACAUACAAAAACAGAAAAGUAUCCUAGAAUGAACAGAAAACACCUAGUAACCAAGAAAGAGCUGAAAACUUUUCAGAAUGAGUGUGAUGUGGAAGGGGCUGUUGUCAAACUCUUUCCACUUGACAAACCUUGCAAUGAACAAAAUGUUGACAAUAAAAAGCAUGCCGUUCUAUGUGCAAAUGGACAAGGUAAGUCAGAAUUUUCAGCUGAAAUGCCUGACAACCAAAACCAGGACAUGAUCAAAAGCAGUGCAUCCACCACAGCUGUCCCAGUGACAAGUGCUACUGAAGAACCCAAUGGGCAGUUGCAGUUAAUAGGUGAAGCUUGCAUUGAAAUCGGUCCACCCCUCCCUCCUCUCAUCACUCCUCUUAAGACACCCCCAAAAGCAGGCAAACCAAUCAAUCCAAGUCAUGCCAUUGGAAAAAUUUCCUUUCCCUCCCCAAUGGAUGGAUUGGCCUCUCCUUCCACUCAAAUCCAGACAGCUGUUUCUCCCAACAGCCAAAACGUGAAUUCAGCAUUAAAUCUCAGCAGUCCUCUCACUCAAAACAGAUUACCCUCAUCACCUCUUCAGUUUGGCUCUGCAACCCCAAAACAUGCAGUGCCUGUCCCAGGUCGCCUGCCAUCUGCUGUCAAUUCCUCACCGUCCACAGCCUCUUGCCCAUCUCAGGAAAACUCUGUGAGGAUUCUGGAUAGCAUGUACCCAGACCUUUCUCCACAUGCACGCACGUUGAGCAUUCUAAGAGGGAACCUCAGUGUCAGUUCUUCAGAAAGCAACACCUCACCAACAACAACUGACAGUCAGAUGUCCAGUUUUUCAACCGUCACGUCCACCACUACCGCAUUCACCAAGACUGAGAUGAAUGGGAACAAACGACUUGCCGUAGAGUUGCCUCAACCUAAAAACAGCAAAUGUCUCAGAUUAGAUGGCAGCUCUCCGGGUGUCAGCCAAGUAGUGGAUGUUUCUGUGAUAAAUGGCAGCUCUGAUUCACCAUGUCGAACAGAAAAGCUAAAACCAACCCAAUGUAAUGAACGCGUUACAUCAAUGGAAUGUGGAGAACCUGUUGAGAAAAAUGUUAUAAACCGACUUUUGAAGAGGAUUGAACACCAGGUCUUUGAUGUGUUACCUGUCAUCCAAAGCCACAUCUAUGUUGGUAACAUGCCCACAAAGCCAGUGCUGAGAGAUGAGGAGAAAGAAGUUAUUUCUGAGAUUUCCCAGAGCAGUUUGGCAAAUGAUAUGACAUUAGCCAUCUUGAAAAAAUUUAAAACGGAAGAGCUGGACAUUGAUGGAACAUUUGCACAGGCCCUGUGCAGAGUCUACACAGCUAUCUGUCGACAGAAGCGAGACUUUGAAAAAGCUCAUGUCCUAGCUUAUAGCUUGCUAGUUGAAGAUUUUCCCAAUGUUGCCAAACUGAUUUUGUUUAUGGUGACAACAUGGCCCAGUGUUUUGUCGCAUAGCAGCCUUCUAUGCCAGGCUAUACAUACAGUCACUAAACUUAAGGCAACAGAAGAUAUCUCAAAGUGCCUUUCAGCAUACCUUGGAUGGGAGCAGAGCCCACCCUGUGGUAUUGAACUUCUAUUGUCUAGGACCCUGUCAGAGAUGCGGUCAGGGUCAGGGCUGUCUUUCUUGAAACACAGUCGAUAUGGUGAUGAUCUGGGAACGAAGGCUUGGGACCAGGUUUUCACCAUCCAUCUCCUCUGUGUACAGAAGUCAUGGAAGUGGAGCUAUGAACAUAUCUUGAGUAAAGAGUUGUGGCCGCUCAUGAACACCUGGGUGUCGCAGCCUCGAGAACAGCAAGUGCCCAUCUCUGAUGUGACAGUGGCAACCGUCCUGCGGCUAAUUGGGCUUCUCGGUCAGUGGGGAAUCAAAGAAAAGAACAUCUCUUCAGUAUUAACUGUGGCCAAUGUGAUCAAUACUUUUGGAAGGCACAGCCAGACUGAAGGUGUACCGUGGGAAGUGCAGUUAGCAGCAGCGCACUGCAUGUUUGACCUGUCACCAUGCAACCCCAAAGAAUCCCUGGAUGCACUUGCAGGAUGGCGGGCAGAAGCCGCACAAAAUGUCCCCUCUGCCAUCACAAGCUACAUUUUCCAGCUGGCCUCGAUCUGCAGAGAGGUCAAGAAAUGAGUGGCGCAUACUUUUCAAUGUCAUUUCUGGAAAAGCUUGAAAAGAACACUAACUUCAGCUAAUGUUGACCAUAGAUGUGCUGAGCAAAUUGGUUAAUUUAGAUCAUGUAUGUAAAGAGACGUUUUACAGUACACUCAAGUGUGCUUUUUUUCCACAGGAACUAGGGAAGAAUUUUAAGUGUUUUUCCCCAUUAUUUUUGAUUAAACAUUUUUUAACUAUUAACUUUCAUUGUAUAAAUCGCAACAACUGUGUUUAGGCAAUGUUUUAGAUUGUUAAUGUGUUUGUCGGACUCUGGUGUGCUUGGUAAUGUUUCGUGUAAAUACAAAUUCGGUGUUUAUGAAGAGCCCACCACAGUAAUUGUUUGUACAUAUUCAGAGAUUAUUUAUUUUUAUUAUUAAAGAUAUACAUUCAGUGUGUAAUAAAAUCUGUGUCUCGACA